Emiliania huxleyi CCMP1516 is the source of this 585-nucleotide messenger RNA. RefSeq lists its product as hypothetical. The record is from RefSeq and is a predicted model, not a curated record. The coding region runs from base 1 to 585 and encodes 194 amino acids. Lineage: Eukaryota; Haptophyta; Isochrysidales; Noelaerhabdaceae. The transcript has 4 exons.
AUGAUCCGGAUGAUCUCUGCGGCCGUCUGUUCCUCUUCGGCACCCACCACGAGCACCUCGGCUUCGUGGGCACGGAUCUUCAUUGAUAACUUCAUCACUCCUUCUUCACUUUACCGGCUCGCUAUCAUCUCCUGCGAGCCGCCACCGCCGCCGCCGCCAGCUCUCGAGCCCGUCCAGUUGCCUGCUCGCACGAAUGUUGGACGCCUUCUCUCACCGCCCUCCUCUGCCUUUCGCCUCUUCGCUUUCGCUCCCGCCGCCCGCCGCCUGUGGCGCGGCAUCCGACGAACCCUCCUCGUCUACACGACGACUUCGCCCGAGCCCAUCAUCUCCGACGCCUUCGCCGCGGACACCGACGACGCCUCCAGCGACCCCGUUUGCGGCUCCGUCUUCGACGCCCUCGACACCACCCUCAUCGGUCCCGAGGAGCGCCACAAGCUUCCUGUUACGUUUUCCGCCCCGGCAGCGACCGCUGUGAGUGCGCUGCAUGUCGCCUCAAUCGUCGCCGCAAAGGAUCGCGAGAUCGCGAGUAAACUCUCACAGGAAAAGCCUGUCUCGGAUAGUUCAGGAAACUAUCACGCCAUUUAA